Messenger RNA from Malaya genurostris, 3587 nucleotides. RefSeq names its product putative mediator of RNA polymerase II transcription subunit 26 (gene js). The transcript has 7 exons. Bases 730 to 3072 code for a protein of 780 amino acids. NCBI's taxonomy places the organism in Eukaryota, Metazoa, Arthropoda, Insecta, Diptera, Culicidae. Gene Ontology annotation, cellular component: extracellular region. Gene Ontology annotation, molecular function: chitin binding. The record is from RefSeq and is a predicted model, not a curated record.
UCACCGAAAACGGUUGUAUGUCGGUUUUGCGGUUGCGAGUUUUCCGUUGAGUAAAAAAAACAGAGGUUCUUACGGGGUUUCGCCGCGAAGUUUCUAGUAUAGAUACUGUUCUACCCUUUGCUAGGUGUCGUCUUAGAACGGCGUCUGGUACCCGAUACGACACAUCCUCGAUCGGAAUCGUGUGACUUACGCAGCAGGGUGUGCGAUCCGGUGCAGCAUUCAGCAUUGUGUAGUAUGUUGGUUGCUGAGAGGACGAAACACGUUUGACUUUUGUACCCUUUGGAUCCGAUCGAUGUGAACAUUGUGAUACAAGGCCCAAAUAGUUGCUCCAUAUUCCAGAAUACUGCGUGACUGCUCGAACGCGAAGCAGGUUGUUACUACGACGUGUAGUUCGAGAGUGAAUUAAAGAUGGAAAUUGUAAAUUAUGGUUUUGGUGAUUGGUUGUAGGAGCUGUUCUCGACAUGACGCAUCAUUAAAGUGAGAACUCGCGGUUUUUCGUCUAGUUCCAGUCAGGCACGAUUUUGUUUUCGGACUGCUUGUUCGACAUCGACCCUGAGGACAUCUUGACAGGACAGGAUUGACAUCGAGUGCGGCGGAAAACGAGAUUGCAGGCAGUGCUUGAAUCGAUUAGUACAUACGUACCCAUGUACGUACGUGUAGAGUUACAAAAGUGAAGUGAAUCAGUGAAUCGAAGUGUUGUGGAAGUGCGUUGAAGAUCUUUGAAGAGCAAUGGCCACCGCAACGUCAUUGCGUCGAUUGCGGCACUGUUUCGGAUCUGUGCUGCAGCUGCAUCUCUUGUGGAUGGUGAUGACUGUUUUGAUUGUAAAUAAGGCUCGAACUCAACAAACCACAUUGCAGAAAUCUCAGGUAUUGAACGAUGGUUCGUUCAAAUUCGGUGCAAAGACGAGGUUUUCCUGCAGUGGACGGGCUGCCGGUUACUACGCGGACGUCGAAACAGGCUGCCAAAUAUACCACAUGUGCGACGGAUUGGGUAGACAGUUCAGCUAUUCGUGUCCCAACACUACACUGUUCCAGCAACGAAUGCUAAUCUGUGACCAUUGGUAUAUGGUCAACUGUUCCAAGGCCGAAAGCAACUAUGCAGCGAACCUGCUAAUCGGUCAACGGGACAAACCAUUCGUGGCGGAAGAUGAAAAUGAGAUCCGAACUCCUAGACCGGACCUCCUGGAUCGACCAUACUCGGCCAGUUUCGCCGGAGAACCGAUCAUGUACAAUUUUAUCAAGACCAAUACCCAGGCUCCGCAAAACGCUAUCGCCUUGGACAAAAAACUUUCCACUAAGGUUCCGUCCACCAAAGGAAGACCGUCGGAGAUCUUCGAAGAAAGUGCCAGUAAUCAUGGUCUUCCGAUCCAUUGGAAUACUCGUUAUGCCAAAGAAGACACGGAACAGGAAAAGGUAGAUCAAAAACAGGCUUUGGAUGAUUUGGGAUCAACGGCGAUUCCGUUGAACUCCGAUGAAGAGCGACUUCAAAAUAAUAAAGUCAAUGGCCGAAGAGAUGUCACGGAGGACGAGUCCAAAGAUGAAAGUAGAAAUACUGCUCGGUUUGCUUCCAGCGAAAAUCGUACCAGUAAAGUGGUAAAUCCUAGCUCGAGUGGACUUUAUACGAACGCUGUCAACGUGAAGGUUCCGUCCAUCAGAUACGAGCCGCCGUUUACUCCAGAGGAACAAUCGAAAAAAGAAACCAACCGAAAGGAUACUCUGGGACCCGAGUUUAAGCCUUUUGAGUCUGUUUUGAAUUUCAAUAAGAAAGGCAAUCGGAAGGACUAUGAUUUCUCCAACUUUUUCACUAGAAAUGGCAGCUUCAGAAAUACUGUACCGACAACUAAAUCCACUGUGGCAACAACUACUACAGUGAGACCAACCACUCGAUCGACAGUUAGUUCGACUAGAUUUAGUACUUUGGCUCCAGUUACGUCUAGAUUUACGACAACCACUCGUCAACCGAGUUUUUCAACAGUCACUACAACCAGCACAACACAAAGACCGGUAGUGCUUGUGCCUAAUCUACAACUACCGAACACUAACCCAGCGCAGUUCCUGCCGAGGACAAGUUCCGGUUUCCAGCCUUUGGUGAUUACUACAACCACUACAAGUGCCCCUUCGACAACGGUCACUGCUCCAACAACGGCUCUGCCACGAAUUCUUUCCGAUCCACGACAAUCGAACCGUCCACCGACCACCAUCCUGUUCAACGCUCCAGCUGCCACAGCUGGAUUGUUCGAAAAUAGAUUUGCACUUCAAAGACCAGCGGUUGUUCAAGCUUCCGUUCCGGUUCCGUCCUCGGAGAUUCUACCGCCCUUCGAAAACCUUGCCAAUUACGACAACAUCAAAAGCCAAUACGUGAACCAAGCAAUUUUCACCAGACAACCGAUAACCAACGAACCAUCAGCGGGGCCCAUCAACAGUGGAAUCGAUAAGUUACGGGAAGAACCGGUGAUUCAAGUUCGCAAAGACAACAUCCCGCGGCCGUUCAGCGUUCCAACUCCGUCCAAUGAAAUUCUUCCGCCGAAGAAAGACUACGUUUUCUACGAUGACGCCACUACCCAAGGACCUCCAAUCUACUACCAGUGGAAGUGGUCUAUUCCAUCCUUCGGACUGGAUCCCCCACUGGAUGCUCCACUCACGGACGAGGAAAAACUACUGUCCCAGUUGAAUCCAACAUCGGCGGAAAAUUCUUCCGACUCAUCCCGUGAACACAAUCAAACCGCGCGCUCAAUUUCUUCCGAAACCGGAAACCUCGGUGAAAACCAACCAUCGUCUUCCUUGGUUCAGCUAAAUAAACGACGAGUUCAACCACCGGCGCACAAUUAUCUGGAACUUCGGAAGAAUCUCGCCAUUCCGGAUUUUACUUUCCCGCUGGAAAGCGAAGUCGGACCGCGAAAUAUCUACGAACACGAUGGAGCGGUGAAUUCGUUCCAAAUCAAAAUUCCGUCCUAUGCCCGCAGUGACGACAGCAACACGACGUGGUACGGCGAAAAUGCCAAGUGUCCCCACUGCCAUCCAGUUUUCCUGAGGCCCGGGAGUUGUGAACCGUGCGUCAAAAUCCGACGAUGAAUAGUCCAUUCCUUUAUCCCGCGUAGUUUUUUUUUUGUCCCUUACAACCACCUUCCCCAAUCCACUAUCCACUGUCCGACGGCUAGGUUAGCUAGCUAAGGUGCUGCUUCAGUUAGUCUUCUGUCUGCGGUUGUAGACGCAUUCCCAUCUAGUUCCAUUUUAGUCCCCAGUCCAGUAAAUGCAUUCGAAUGUUAGGAUUAAGACUUGCUCUGCUCUCUGCUUGGAGGUGCUCUCCGGGGGACAGGAUCAUUCUGCAGAUCACGGUUUCACCGUUUAUUUAUUCCCAAUUCCCCUGUGAAGUUCAAAGCAAACCAUCCCGCUCAACUAAUAGCUAAGCCAACAGAACACCAGAAAAAACAGAAACCGUACGAUUAUCUCCAGAACGAUCUGCUCGUCCAGCCGAGCAGGGCACUCGUUUUUAAUUAGUAACAGAGAUUACUUCAAAUUGUAAAUACACCGUCUGUAAGUAUUCAUGAAAAUAAAAACAACAGUUGUGUAGAAAACAAUAGACAUUU